UCGGCCUGCUGGAGUAGGGCUCAGACUCCGCGCGGUGGCGGGCGGCGUGGGCCUGCGCUCUGGGAAAAUGUGGGUCAGCGAUCGCCUAGCGGGUGCGGGGACAGGAGGGGUGGCCGUGACUGUGGUCUUCACCAACGCUCGCGACUGCUUCCUCCAUCUGCCGCGGCGCCUCGUGGCCCAGCUGCACCUGCUGCAGAAUCAAGCUCUGGAAGUAACCUGGGGUCAGCAGCCUGCAUUCUUGAGCUGGAUAGAAGGCAGGCACUUCAAAGAUCAAGGUGAAAAUGUUGCUGAAGUUAGCAGACAAGUUGGUCAUAAACUUGGACUCUCAAAUGGGGAACAGGUAUUUCUCAAGCCAUGUUCCCAUGUGGUGUCUUGCCAGCAAGUUGAGGUGGAACCCCUGUCAGCAGACGAUUGGGAGAUACUGGAGCUGCAUGCUGCUUCCCUUGAACAACAUCUUCUAGAUCAAAUUCGAAUAGUUUUUCCAAAAGCCACUUUUCCUGUUUGGGUUGAUCAACAGACUUACAUAUUUAUCCAGAUUGUUGCACUCAUACCAACUGCUCUUUAUGGGAGGCUGGAAACGGACACCAAACUCCUUAUUCAGCCAAAGACACGCCAAGUCAAAGAGAAUACGUUUUCUAAAGCAGAUGAUGUGUAUGGGAAAUUUCAUAGCUAUGGAAGAGACCAAAAAGGAAUGACAGAAGAAUUUCAAACCAAGCAGCUUCAGUCAAAUACCAUGGGAGUAACUGGAUCUAAUGAAACAGACUGCAAGACACCCAGUGCUUCGUCAUUGACACCAAGCUUGUGGUCUAUGAUUGGAAGCAUUUUUUCUUUUGGAUCUGAGAAGAAACAAGAGACAUCCUGGGGCUCAACUGAAAUCAAUGCCUUUAAAAACAUGCAGUCACAGGUUGUUCCUGUAGACAAUAUUUUCAGAGUAUGCGGAUCUCAACCUCCCAGUAUAUGUAAUAUAUCAGCAGCUUCUACAUUUGACAAAUACUGUGCCAUUCAUGUAUUUCCAUGGGACCAGGAAUAUUUUGACAUGGAGCCUCGCUUUACCAUAACUUAUGGAAAGCUAAUUAAGUUACUUUCUCCAAAGCAAAAGCAAAAUAAAACAAAGCAGAGUGCCCUGUUGCCUGAAAAAGAGAAGCAUGUAUCAGAGCCACCAGAUCAAAAACAGAUUAGCUCAGAUCAUAAUCAAGAAGCUGAUAAGGCCUGUGUGGUAAAGAUAGUCUGGAAUGGACUUGAGGAAUUAAGGAAUGCCAUAAAAUACACCAAAAAUGUAGAACCUCUUCAUCUUGGGAAAGUCUGGAUUCCAGAUGACCUGAGAAAGAGACUGAAUAUAGAAAUGCAUGCAGUAGUCAGAAUAACUCCAGUGGAAAUUACCCCUAAAAUUCCAAGAUCUCUAAAAUUACAACCUAGAGAGAAUUUACAUAAAGACAUAAGUGAAAAAGAUGUAAAAACUGUGUUCUCUUCAUGGGUACAGCAGUCUGCUACCACCAUGCUUCCUUUGAUAAUAUCAGAGGAAGAAUUUAUAAAGCUGGAAACUAAAAAUGGGUUGAAAGAGUUUUCUCUGAGUAUAGUUCAAUUUUGGGAAAAAGAAAAGGAAAAAGCAAAAAGAAAAGAAAAAGAAAAAAAUACUUUUUUGUUGAGUAGCAGUCUGUUACAGAAGACCUCAAUACAAGUCCUUCUAGAUCCUAUGGUAAAAGAAGAAAGCAGUGAGGAAAUUGACUUUACUCUUCCUUUUUUAAAGCUGAACUCUUUGGGAGGAGUGAAUUCUUUAGGCAUGUCCUGCAUGGAGCAUAUCACGCAUAGCCUCCUGGGACGCCCUUUGUCUCGGCAGCUGAUGUCCCUUAUUGCAGGACUUAGGAAUGGAGCCCUUUUACUCACUGGAGGAAAGGGAAGUGGAAAAUCAACUUUAGCCAAAGCAGUCUGUAAAGAAACAUUUGACAUAUUGGACACCCACGUGGAGAUAGUUGACUGUAAAGCUUUACGAGGAAAAAGGCUUGAAAGCAUACAGAAGACCCUUGAGUCAGCCUUCUCGGAGGCAGUGUGGAGGCAGCCAUCUGUUGUUCUGCUGGACGACCUCGAUCUCAUUGCUGGACUGCCUGCUGGCCCAGAGCAUGAGCACAGCCCUGAUGCUCUGCAGAGCCAGCGGCUCGCACAUGCUUUGAAUGAUAUAAUUAAAGACUUUAUUUCCAUGGGAAGUUUGGUUGCACUGAUUGCCACAAGCCAGUUUCAACAUUCUCUCCAUCCUUUGCUUAUUUCUGCUCAAGGAAUUCAUAUCUUUCAGUGUGUCCAACACAUUCAGCCUCCUAAUCAGGAACAAAGAUGCGAAAUUCUGCAUAAUGUAAUAAAAAAUAAACUGAACUGUGAUAUAAACAAGUUUACUAAUCUUGACCUGCAACGUAUAGCUAAAGAAACUGAAGGGUUUGUGGCUAGAGAUUUUACAGUGCUUGUGGAUCGAGCCAUACAUUCUCGUCUCUCUCAUCAGUGUAUAUCCGCCAGGGAAGAAUUAUUUUUAACAACAUUGGACUUCCAGAAGGCUCUCCAAGGAUUUAUUCCUGCAUCUCUGAGAAAUGUCAACCUGCAUAAACCUAGAGACCUGGGCUGGAAUAAGAUUGGUGGAUUACAUGAAGUUCGGCAGAUACUCAUGGAUACUAUCCAAUUACCAGCCAAGUACCCAGAAUUAUUUGCAAAUUUGCCCAUACGUCAGAGAACGGGAAUACUAUUGUAUGGUCCUCCUGGAACAGGAAAGACCUUACUAGCUGGAGUAGUUGCACGAGAGAGUGGAAUGAAUUUUAUUAGUAUCAAGGGGCCAGAAUUACUCAGCAAAUAUAUUGGAGCCAGUGAGCAAGCUGUUCGGGAUAUUUUUAUUAGAGCACAGGCGGCAAAGCCCUGCAUUCUGUUCUUUGAUGAAUUUGAAUCCAUUGCUCCUCGCAGAGGUCACGACAAUACAGGAGUUACAGACCGAGUGGUUAACCAGUUGCUGACUCAGUUGGAUGGAGUGGAAGGCUUACAGGGUGUUUAUGUGUUGGCUGCUACUAGUCGCCCUGACUUGAUUGACCCCGCUCUGCUUAGGCCUGGCCGACUAGAUAAAUGUGUAUACUGCCCUCCUCCUGAUCAGGCUGCACGCUUUGAAAUUUUAAGCGUUCUCAGUGACACUCUGCCUCUAGCAGAUGAUGUGGACCUUCCGCACGUGGCCACUGUGACCAACUCCUUCACCGGAGCCGAUCUGAAAGCCCUGCUCUACAAUGCCCAGCUGGAGGCUCUGCACGGAAGGCUGCUCCUGAGCAGACUCCAGGAUCGAAGUUCCAGCUCUGAUAGUGACCUAAGUCUGUCUUCAAUGGUCUUUCUCAACCACAGCAGUGGUUCUGAUGACUCAGCUGGAGAUGGAGAAUAUGGCUUAGACCAGUCCCUUGUUUCUCUAGAGAUGUCUGAGAUCCUUCCAGAUGAGUCAAAAUUUAAUAUGUACCGGCUCUACUUUGGAAGCUCUUAUGAAUCAGAACUUGGAAAUGGAACCUCUUCUGAUUUGAGCUCACAGUGUCUCUCUGCACCAAGCUCCAUGACUCAGGAUUUGCCUGGACUUCCUGGGAAAGAACAGUUGUUUUCACAACCUCCAUUGUUCAGGGCAGCUUCACAAGAAGGUUACCAAGAACUUACACAAGAGCAACGAGAUCAACUGAGGGCAGAGAUCAGUAUUAUCAAAGGCAGAUAUCGAAGCCAAAGUGGAGAGGAUGAAUCCCUUCCCCAACCAGGACCAGUCAAGACCAGUCUUGCUAUUAGUCAGUCACAUUUAAUGACUGCACUCAGUCAUACAAGACCGUCCAUUAGUGAAGAUGACUGGAAGAAUUUUGCUGAACUGUAUGAAAACUUUCAAAAUCCAAAGAAGAGAAAAAAUCAAAGUGGAACAGUGUUUCGACCUGGACAGAAAGUAACUUUAGCAUAAAAUGUACUUCUGACUUUCUGGAGUGGGGUGUGUGUGUGUGUGUGUGUGUGUGUGUCUGUGUCUGGCUUGUCCCUUACAUUGUAACACUGAAAUUGGU
Castor canadensis (American beaver) is the source of this 4040-nucleotide messenger RNA. It is a transcript of the gene Pex1, whose product is annotated as peroxisomal biogenesis factor 1. Gene Ontology annotation, cellular component: peroxisome; peroxisomal membrane; cytosol. The record is from RefSeq and is a predicted model, not a curated record. Lineage: Eukaryota; Metazoa; Chordata; Mammalia; Rodentia; Castoridae. Gene Ontology annotation, molecular function: ATP hydrolysis activity; ATP binding. Gene Ontology annotation, biological process: protein import into peroxisome matrix.